CGAGACUCGUGUGCACAUAUUGUCUUUUGAGAGCCUAUUUUUGGACGCCGUCUCGUGCCGGCGCGAUGCCGCUGACGCACUCGAUGUCGUCGCGCGGGCUCAUGGGCCUCGGGUCGAAGCGGAGCCCCAAGAAGCUGGACCUCACAAGUGCCGGCGGUGACCUCGUGACGCGCGAGGCGUCGACUGUCACGGGGUUUCUCCUCGACAUCCUCGAGACCGCCGCCAAAACCAAGGACACGGCGCCGGCAAAGGUCCCGAACGCACUCCUCCGACGCAACUCGCCCGUGAAGCUCACGCGAGGCCUCUCACGCACCGCGUCGCCAGCCUACUUGGCCAUGCCCAUGACUGAUCCUCACGGCGACAUGGGCACGGACGUUCCAGCGAUUGUCGAGCUGCUUACCAAGCAGCGCUAUUGUCUUGAUGCGCAAAUGAAGGGCAUUGGCCAGCUCCUUCGACGCCUCCGGCAUGACGAUGCGGCGACGUACCAAGCGUUUGCGUCCCUGGGUGGCCUCGCGCUGCUGCUGCUCGCGAUGCGAGAGUUUCGCUUUCACGCGCCGCUUCAGACGGAAAUUGCCCAAGCGCUGAGCCUCUUUUGCAAGUACUCGGACGACUACGUCGAGCUGCUUCUCAAGGAGUGUCCCAUGGCGCUGAUUGCCAAGACGAUGGCACUGCACCCAAAGGAAGAGCACUUCCAACUGCACAUGUCGGUCGUGCAAGCGAGCUUAAAGUACGCACUACAUUCUGCUCUUGCAUCGCACAACGUGAUGCACGAGUAG
Messenger RNA from Saprolegnia parasitica CBS 223.65, 776 nucleotides. RefSeq lists its product as hypothetical. The coding region runs from base 66 to 776 and encodes 236 amino acids. The transcript is spliced from 4 exons. Lineage: Eukaryota; Oomycota; Saprolegniomycetes; Saprolegniales; Saprolegniaceae. The record is from RefSeq and is a predicted model, not a curated record.